AUGGAUUACCCCAUGACAGAUGUCAAGAAGAUACACAUUCUUCAGGACAUUGCCUCCACAGUGUCAUGUCUUGGGAUUAGCAUGCCACAGAUAAUAGCUAUUGGGUCCCAGAGCAGUGGAAAAAGCAGUGUGCUCGAGCAAAUAAUAAGAAGAGAGAUUCUUCCUCGAGGUACAAACCUGGUAACAAGAUGUCCCGUUGUUCUGCAUCUCAGAAGAUGUAGAGAUGAGGCCGAGAGCGUGGUGUUUGAUCAUCUUGCAAAUCCUGUCUAUGACUUCACAGCAGCAAGGUCUAUAAUUACAAAAAGAAUGGUGGAGAUCUGUGGAGACAAUAAAGGGAUUAGCAGCACUCCAAUAACUGCAUUCGUAAACCUUGAGGACACACUGGAUAUGACAUUGGUUGAUCUCCCAGGGCUCAUAAAGGUUCCUAUAGGUGAACAGCCUGAAGAUAUCGAGGUCCAGAUCGAGAAUAUGGCUCUCAACUAUGCAGAAAAGGAAUCCUCAAUAAUCCUAGCUCUCAUAAACGCCAAUGCAGACAUAGCAACGAACGAGGCAUUAAAAGUUGCAAGAAAGGCCGAUCCUCAGCUGAAAAGAACUUUGGGUGUAGUUACAAAAAUAGACCUAAUGGACGAAGGGACAGAUUGCUUGAACAUCCUUUGCAACAGGAACCCAAGGUUAGCCCUUGGAUACGUAGGUGUCAUAAACAGAGGGUACCAGGACAUUUCUAAAGGAGUCUCUGUGCAUGAGGCCAUUCUUAAAGAAUCCAUGUACUUCAAAGAAAGCCCCUUGUAUGGCAAGGUGUAUCCAAAUAUAGGGUCUAACUAUCUGAUGAAGAAGUUAAAUGAAAUAUUCUACAAGAUGGCGGUCGAGUCGAUUCCAGGGAUCAAAACAGCAAUAAGAAACCAAUUGAAUGGUAAGGCUGAAAGACUUCAUGAACUAGGUCUUGGAAGCGCCAUGAAGAGCGAGAGAUCUCUUGUAUUAGCCUAUCAUCAGGUGGUUCUGGGAAUAUUCAAGAACAUCAAGCCUAGUAGCAGGGUGUUUUCCAGAGGCAGCUCAAACUUUUUGAGUGAUCUCAAAGAAACAUUUGAAAGAGAUGAGUUCCUUCCUAGCUUUGAAGAUCUAUCCUCCCGGCUCAGAAAGUCUUCAUACAUAUUUAUAUCGGAGGCUGUCUUUUAUGAUGUGGUAAGAGAAAACAUAAGGAAAAUGACAGAAACAUACUUGGAAAAGACAAACACUGCAGUAAGGCUGCUGAUUGAGGAGAUUUGGAGCAUAUCAAGUACCAGAUUUGGGGAUCUAUCAAAAAAGCUUAACGCUGUGACCUGCGAAUGUAUGGAAGGGCAGAGAAACAGGCUUCUGGACAACAUAGAUAUGUAUUCAUCUAUCCAGUCUUCAUACAUCAAUGUAGACCAUCCGGACUUUGAUAAAUCAAAGGCUUUGAGCUUGAUUCUACGAAAGAUGCCGAGGAGUGACCCUGGAAUUCUAAGUGCCAUAUUUAGUUCUAAGGAGGUAUCCUUUGAAGAUAAAGCCUUCGAAGUACGGGUUAUAAAGGAAUUGGCAGGAUCUUAUCUUGGGAUUGUGAACAAAGAAAUGAGAAACUAUGUUUUCAAAGCAAUUCAUUAUUAUUUGUUUGAGCAUAUAGACUCUAAACUUCUCAAUACUCUCACAGAAUUGGAAAUUGAAGACUCAGUACUUGCAGAAUGCCCAGAGAUUAUUCAUGAAAGAGAUGGCCUUGCCAAAGAUAUAGAGGUUCUGAAAAAUGCACUUUCUGUUCUGGACAACUUCUGA
This is a messenger RNA of Encephalitozoon romaleae SJ-2008, 1782 nucleotides long. Its product is annotated as dynamin. Lineage: Eukaryota; Fungi; Microsporidia; Unikaryonidae. Gene Ontology annotation, molecular function: GTP binding; GTPase activity; microtubule binding. The transcript has a single exon. Bases 1 to 1782 code for a protein of 593 amino acids. Gene Ontology annotation, cellular component: membrane; cytoplasm; microtubule. The record is from RefSeq and is a predicted model, not a curated record.